CACUGCUCUGCUUCUGUCAACUGCGACUCGACAAACGAUCAGUGUUUGAGUCUUCCAUCUUUUUCCCUCCUCUCCUUUACUUUUCACCCCUAUUCUUCUCCUUGUUAAUCUCCUCUCUUCUCCUCUCCUCUCUUUCUUUGUAAAUUCACUUAGAGUUAAUUGCUUCCAGCAGGCUUUUCUCUCAGUCUGUCACGCUGCUAUCCGUCAUGUGAGGACAGUGUGCAGGCUUGUUAUCGGGGGGCCUGUGGAUUGCUGCUGUGUGGAGGAAAGGCCUGGCACACAACACAUCAACUGGCUUGUCCAUUUUAUCGUGGAGUUUCGUGGACCUUGUGUGUUGCUGCUACAGCCAUGAGAUCCUUUGCAGUGUAGAGAUUUUCUGCUGUUUGCUGUUUGGGACUGGAGGACAGAUUUUCUUAAAUGGCUGAGGAGGUUUUAAUUCCAUCUUCAGGGAAAAUCACAUCGCAACUGACCAGCUCUUUGUUGGCGGUCGCAUUUCUUACCUCCUUCGGGAGCUCCAUGCUUUAUGGCUACAAUCUGGCAGUGGUCAACUCCCCGUUUGGUUACAUAAAGGAUUUCUACAACAAGACAGUGGUUAGUCGUAAUGGAACAGGACUCAGUGAGGAGACCCUGACCCUCAUGUACUCCCUUACUGUGUCUGUCUUCGCUAUUGGAGGUCUGCUGGGCUCCCUUAUCGUGGGCAUACUGGUCUCUCGCUUUGGCAGGAAAGGCACAGUGGUCAACACAACAGUGCUGGUGUUUAUCGCUGGCUCAUUCAUGGGCUUCAGCAGGAUUUGUGGUUCACCUGAGAUGGUCAUCAUUGGCCGCUUCAUCACAGGAAUUCACUCAGGCAUCUCUCUGAGUGUAGUACCAAUGUACCUGGGUGAGAUAGCACCUAAGAACCUACGGGGCUUCCUGGGUCUCGUGCCGAGUAUCUUUAUUGGCACCGGAGUCUUCGCCGCCCAAAUCCUCGGCUUACAUGAGCUUCUAGGAAAGGAGGAGCACUGGCCCAUCUUUCUUUCAGUGGUAGUGGUACCCACCUUUAUCCAGUUGAUGCUGUUGCCAUGGUUCCCAGAGAGCCCCAGGUACCUGCUGAUUGAGAAGCACAACGUCCAUGCCACCAUCACAGCCCUGAAGUGGUACAGAGCCAAGUGUAACAUCCAGGCUGAGAUUGAAGAGAUGCAGGAGGAGCAGCGCUCUCUGUCCUCAGUGGAGACGCUGUCCGUAUGGAAACUGUUGCUGGAUGACACAGUCCGCUGGCAGGUGCUCAGCGUGAUGGUCAUCAACGUCGGCAUGCAGCUGUCUGGCAUCGAUGCUAUCUGGUUCUAUACCAAUGACAUCUUUAAAUUUUUAACCCAUGUUACAUACAAGCUCACUAAGUGUUUCUCCAUAGAGAAGCUGGGCAGGAGGCCUCUCAUGAUCGGGGGAUUUGCCAUGAUGGGCUUCUGCAGUGCUGGCAUCACAGUAGCCCUCAUUUUACAGACUCACCUAUCAUUCAUGCACUACGUCAGUGUCUGCUGUGUGGUCGGCAUCAUCGCUGGCUUCUGUAUCGGUCCAGCGGGGGUUCCCUUCCUGAUCACAGCAGAGCUGUUUAAACAGUCCCAUCGUCCAGCGGCCUACAUCGUUGGAGGAUCACUGAACUGGCUUUCUAACUUUACUGUGGGCUUCGUCUUCCCCUUCUUACAGAUGUCAGCGGGGUCUUACUGCUACUUGGUGUUUGGCACCAUUUGUCUGGGCGUGGCCGUCUAUGUCUACAUUGUGAUCCCAGAGACCAAAAACAAGACCUUCAUGGAGAUCAGCCGGUUGUUCUCUAAGAAGGAGGCAGUCCUAGAGACCCAGGGCCUGAUCCAUGUGGACCAGCUGAAACUGAAGAAGAUGAACGGCUAUGGUGGUGUAGAACAUGCUUCGCUGGAGUUUGACAGUUCUUCAUCUGUACCUUAACUGAGCUUCAGGGUCUCACUGGGACUACAAAACCAUUCAUUACUUCUUCUUCAUUAUACUGUUUUGAUAUAGACACAUCAGCCAACACACCGCCUCUCCCCAAAAGCAUUCUCCACCGCACCGGGCCUGAAAACCUCCUCCUCCCAGCAUUCCAAAGCUCCUGUGCUAGUGAUGUAAACAUUAGUCUAUAUCCUUUCGUUCCACUUCCGGGAUUGCUCUGUUGCCAACGGAAAUUCCUCCAGAUUUCAAUAAUUUAGGCCGGAUAUCCGUUGCCUUGGGCUUCCUUUGUGUUGGCGUUCUAA
Molecule: messenger RNA, 2240 nt
Organism: Perca fluviatilis (European perch)
Lineage: Eukaryota; Metazoa; Chordata; Actinopteri; Perciformes; Percidae
Gene: slc2a15a
Product: solute carrier family 2 member 15a
Exons: 14
Coding region: 418-1938 (506 amino acids)
Biological process (GO): monosaccharide transmembrane transport
Cellular component (GO): membrane
Molecular function (GO): hexose transmembrane transporter activity
Source: RefSeq, a predicted model, not a curated record